This is a messenger RNA of Porites lobata, 20987 nucleotides long. The record is from the annotation of a GenBank genome assembly. NCBI's taxonomy places the organism in Eukaryota, Metazoa, Cnidaria, Anthozoa, Scleractinia, Poritidae.
AUGGCCGCUUCGGCUCCGCCGGCUUAUCACGAUGUGGUUUCACCUGACGAGGCCAGUUCAUUUAGAAGUUCUGUUCCAGCGACGCAAGUUGAACUGCAUGUUUCUUGCAGGUAAAACAAUUCUUGGAAAUAUUAGAGCGGUUUGUUAAACAGUGAGGUCAACUCUGUCUUAGGCAACGAGAACGAGGAACAUGUAGCACUCUUGACAGCUGUUUUAGAAUGCACAUUGCAUAAAGUGAACAAAUGCAUUUUUCACAAUCUGUUGUGAAGAUAUUUUCUCCAUAUUCAUCUUGAUGAAACCUUAAGGAUAUAAAAACAUUCGGAUUAACUGUAGAGUCUGUCUGUAAUUUAUGUACCCCAAUAUGCCUCAAUGUAUGCUUCUUGCACGUAUCAGAUCGGCAUCGAGGUCUCAUGGCCAAAGCAGAAUUUUUUUGAGGGGGUUUUCAUGGUUGACUUUAAAAAAUGAGAAGUCUGAGAAAGCUGCAUGUUAUCAAUUAAAUUGAUAUUGCUUGUAUGUCUGAAAACUUUGUUUUUAGUGUGACAUGCUUAACUGCAUGCCUGUUAUCAUAUCCAGCUGUUUGAAUGACUUAAGCUUGAUUAUCGCCUUUCUUUUAAUCGUUUGUGUAUGUGUUUUCGACUCUUUAAGAAAUCUCGCUGAUAUGGAUGUUUUUUCCAAAUCCGACCCAAGUAAGUACCUUUAAAUAGCCUCUUACCUGUACUGAAACCAAAAUUUACUGUCCACGCAUAAAUUAUAAUAGGUGAGCUCAGAUGUUCCAGUUUGAUGGUCACACAAUUAUGCAACUUUAUUUACAGACUCAAAACUAGUUACCUUGUAGUCAUCUAUAGGUUUUUCUAACUCCUGUUCUUAAAUCAACGACAAAGCUUUUGUAGCCAUUUGUUUUUUUGUUUCUUUUUUUUUUUUUUGUCAAUUCAGCAGUGAAGCAUUGUUAUUCAAAAGAAAAAUAUGUGGUUUUGCCACCGGUGACCAAAAAAAGUUAUGUCAUAAUGUCUGAUCAUCAUCUAUUUUACACUUUUCAACUCUCCCGGAUACGACACCAAUCUCCCGGUCUCCCGUACGGGUCACCAUAUCUCCCGGAUAAAAUCAUCUUUUGAUCUCUUCUGUGCCUUAGUUUGAGAUUCAGCCCAUUUUUAGCUCAAAACUUGGGUUUUCUUAUUCGUUGUAUGGUUUCUGGGGCAUUUUUGCACCCAUCUAGUCAUUGACAAAGAUUAUGUCUACCAUCAGGAUUGCAAAUUUUGAUAGUAUGUACUUCAUGUAAGACUUCAUAUAAUGUCCUUAGUCAUUCCCAUAUUUGUCCGGGGUGGGGUUCAUUAAAUUUCGGGAGGGGGGGGUAGUGAAAAAGAGAGAGUCUCCAGAUUCUAGAUCUCCAGAGGUUGGUAUCUCUGCUAUUUGCUCCUAACAAUGUCAAUGGGUGCAGUGGGUGGGAGGUAGCGAUAGGUGUGGGUGGGUUAAUUCUGGGUGCAUGUCCUCGAUUUGUCCUCGAGGAGAGAGGGGAAUAGUACCCAGAAGACAAUUAUUGCAUGUAUACAUGUAUAGUCAAGUACAUUGUAACUGACAGUAUCUUUGUUCUCUCAGUGGUAGUCAUGUACACUCAAGCUAUGGGAAGCAAAGAGUGGAGAGAGGUAGGUACAAGUGGAAUAGUGGUGGAUUUAAACCAUGUUUUUGUGGGAGUGUACCCUGUUUAAUGAUUAUUAUUGUUGAUACUCUCAGGUAAAGGAGUUAAAUCUGGUUUUCUCUGGCUCAGUGUACCAUGACAUGAGUUCUGCAUGGCUAUUCACAGAAAUGGCUUCUCACAGAAUAUAAUUUCUUUUUUUUCUAUGGAGGAUAAUAGAUCUGUAGUAUUUGUGUCUGAACACUUUGCUGAAUAAGAACAAACAUAUGGUAUGAAAUAUAGCAAAUGGUUAAAUAAUGGCGCCAUUCUCUUUGUUAGAGUUCUCUCCCUGGUCACUCAAAAGAUAGACAGGGUGCCCAAAUUAUUUAUUUGAAUUAAAAUGUUCCAAGAGCAGACUGCCAGACUGCCCUAAUGAAAAGUCUAAUCUAUCCCUUCCACAUUUAUUCCAAAACCCAAGUGCCUUUCAUAUACCUGCCAACUUUUUCUGAGAUAUAAGCGUGAGAUUUUUAUCCUGAGAGUGCUGGGAUUUUUGAAGACGACACGAUCAUUUCCGAAGAUUCCCGAAGAAGUCCGAAGUCUUCCGAAGAAGUCCGAAGUCUUCCGAAGAAGUCCGAAGUCUUCCGAAGACGUCCGAAGUCUGCCGAAGACUGCCAAAGGCGAGCUCGCUCCCAGUGCUUUUCACUUCAAAAAUCAGAGAUCGCGAGGAAGGUAUUGCCAUUUAUUCAUUUUACACAUGGUUUUCGUUCCUUACAUGGGUCUGAGUUAACAUAUUUUUGGAAAUUGUGUCAAGUAGGACGGCAACAACUCACAUUUUUCAAUCAGGCGUGAGAAAUUGGCCCGCAGGCGUGAGCCGGCGUGAGAUCGAAGUUUUCAACCCGCAGGCGUGAGACUCACGCCUAAGGCGUGAGAGUUGGCAGGUAUACUUUCAUUCGAUCUGAUCUGUUUGCACUUACUGAAAUAUUUCCUCCCUUUUCUUUUAAAAUUUUCCCAAUUUUAUGGAGAACCAUGGACUCUUCACUUCCAUAGCUAAGCAUAUAUGUAUUACAGGUCAAAUUAAAUUCUGGUUAAUAUUUUUUAACCUAGUUAGAUUCUCAAUUCCCUUUAUAGUCUCAUAGCCCUUAUUCAUGAAUAAUAAAGGGCUAGGAGACAAAGAAGAUUGAAAAUCAAACUAGGUUAAAAUUUUAACCUGAACCUAAUUUUGACCUUUAACAUAUAAGCAUCAGAAUAAACCUAAUUCUCUGCUUUUCUUUUAGUUUGGCAGAACAGAACACAUAAUGAACAACUUGAAUCCUGAUUUUGUCAAGACCUUUAUCAUUCAUUAUUUCUUUGAAGAAAUGCAAAAGCUUCGAUUUGAAGUGUAAGUUGAUGUGUUUAUUGUGCUUCACUUUUAUCCUUGAUCUAGUUUUUCUGAUAGAUGAUUUAUAUUUUAUUUAUUUAUUUUUAACUUCUUAGGUAUGACAUAGAUAAAAAAUCUUCCAGGUUAUCAGACCAUGUAAGUAUACACAUGAGCAUCCUGGUUAUUCAUCUAAAUCUGCUGGAAAAUCUCUCUUUAUCAAUGAAUUCAAAUCCCUAACUGAGAUUUCCUACGUUGUGGCAUGUUUAUUAGGAUUUUAUUGGCUCAAUGGAAUGUACUCUGGGAUCCAUUGUUGGAGAAUUUGGUGGACGUCUGCAGAAAUCUUUAGUGUAAGUUGGCAUGGUGCACCGUAGAUAAAUCUGACUCUACUGAAAAUUAUCUUGCUGUUUAAUUAAUCCCCUCUGAAUUUAUGCAAUUAAAAGAAUUCUAAUUAGUCUGUUUUCCUAGAAAUCCAAAGAUAAAGAGAACUGGAACAAUGAUUGGUGAGUAUUUUUUUCUUGUCUCAAUCAAACUUUUUGGCUAUCAUAGUAUAUUUCCAAUCAACAUUUAGCUUUGGGGAUAUCUUAAUCUUCAUUUCGGAUGUCUUACACAUUAACCAAAUCUGGCUGAUCUGUUGGUCAAUUAAAAAAUGUCUUUUUGUCUUACAGUAACUGCUGAAGAACUCAGUGAUUGCAAGGUUAGUAAGUGAAUGAUUAGAACCAAUUAGUGUCUUUUUUAGCAUUUUGGAACUAUUUUACAAUGCCACAGUUAAGGCAAGUUAACCAAAAUGAUUGGGCAGUGCUGUGUAGUCAUGUGCAGAUAUCUUAAAAAUGAUAAUUUAUAGGGUGCUAUACUUACCGGCAAAAAAGACUGUAUUGGAAUAAGCAGCAUUUUGACAUGAGGUAAAAGUCGUGUAGACCUACCACCCCCUUUUAUUGCUAUGUACUUCAAUAUCUUUGCAAGUUUUAAAACUUGUUUGAAGAAGUUCAGAACAGCUUGCUUAGAGUAGCCUGCGAACAGCAGAUGCAUAUUUCCAGUCGUCGCUUCUCUCCCUCCAAAAAAUAGCUAUUUUUCGGAGGGAGAAAAGCGACGACCAGAAAUGCAUCUGCGAUUCGCAGGCUAGCUUAGAGUAGCCAUGCAUUCCUCGGCACAGGCUUUUUGAGCACUUCCUUUUCCCAAUGAAAUAAGAUGUGGGCUCAAACUUGAUGAACAUUUGUGGUCCUCUUUUAGGAUGUUGUUACACUCCAGUUUAAUGGCAAAAAGCUCGACAAGAAAGACUUCUUUGGAAAGUCAGAUCCGUUCUUGGUGUUUUACAGAUGUAAUGAAGAUAACAGGUAAGUCAAGGUGAUAGCUACAAUGGGGGGACAAAAGUGUUGAGACACUUCCGUAAAAUGGCCCCUUUUUGCAUAGUGGACAUACCUAUCCCCUUUCCCUGUCUACCCCAACCCCUUCUCCCCAAAAUCAGUUUUGUGUUUUGGACCCUCAAGUCUUUCUUUUAGUUCAGACAACAUUGAUUCGGGGGGUGAGGGGAUUUACGGCAUUUGAAAGGAAUGAAAUAAUAAAUGAAUUAAAUGUUUGUUAAAAGCACCCGUUUUAAACAAGUGUGUCAACUACUUUUGUCCCUGAUUGUAGCUAGCACUCUCCUCACUUCUCAAUGUAAUAUCAUCCUUAAGGCGCUUGGCCUGGGAAACCUGAGGAUGUUAAAGGUACUCGCUUGGAAUAUUUCAUGUUAAGUUUUGAAACUGGGUGCAACUUAGCUUUUGGCUUUUUAAUAUUAAACACUCUCACAACAGUUUUUUUUUACUUUUAUUGUGGCUGUGUACUAUUUUAGUGCAACCAUUAAAUUUUGGUCUGUUAAAUUGCAAAAGUUGCAUUUUUAUGUCAAAUUGAGUGUGUCUGUAACUGGAUGACUUUAAAUUAUGUUUACUUUCAACAAAAUUGUAGUUAACAGCUCUUGUGCUUUGAUACCCUAAUGUGUUGAUUUAAUGAAGGGCAAUAAUUAGUUCAAAGAAAAUCUCCCAAUGAACAAUGUUUGAAGAAACAAUAAUUUUUUGUUUAUCUUGCAUUUUUUCUAGUUAUACAGCAUGUCACAGAACUGAAGUUAUCAAGAACACAUUAAACCCAACAUGGAAGCCAUUUUCAAUUCAAGCCAGGGCACUCUGUAAUGGGGACUAUGAUAGGUAAUUCUAUCAUUCGUAUUUGCCAGAAUCAAUUGGAUUUUUCAUUUACUUGUUUUUGCAUUCACAUACAUGUAACUCUUUUAUCUUCCAAUUCUCUUAUUCAUUAUUUCACAAUGUAUUAUAAUAAGCAAAAAGCACAAAUUAAUGAUUGAAGUUAUACUAAAGGUGAGUACAGCAUAUGCAUAUAGCCAUCACAUUUGCCUGUUUUAAUUUUUAAACAUUUUUUUAAACUGAUUAACAAUAAAAUAUUUCAAGUGGGAAAUGUGAUUGCUAUAUGCAUAAUAUGCUGCAAAUGAGUUCACCGUAGUGGAAAUAUAAACUUCAAGUUUACUAAACCUCUUCUAAACAUCCAUUUUUGCUGUAAAUUCUAAUCAGAAAAAUGUUAACUUAAACACUGAUGAUAAUUGCUAAUGGUAGUUUUGGGUAGUGGUCAAAAAAAUAUGUAUUAACUUUGUGGCAAAAGGAAACAGGUUUGUCAUUGACUAUUUUUGUCAGACAUGCGUUGAGUAUCAUCAUAUUUUAUGAUAAAUUGUAUGAUCUUUCGUGAGCUCUUCGUAUGAGUAAUAUUAUUUUACGUUUUGUGUACAUUUUUUUUUUAUUGUUCAGAUCAAUCAGGGUGGAAUGUUAUGACUGGGACAGAGAUGGAGGGUAAGAAAGUCAAAAGUCAUGAUUUUUUGUCUCCAGAUAUAAAAUUUAUAUCAAACAGAUAUUCCACGAGAGCGCAUUGGAUAUGAGAACGAUGCGCACUGCAGUGCCGAGUUGCUAUAAUCAUCUGAUAUCAAGCGUGAGUGGAAUAAUUGUUUUUUUAAACACGCCCACAAAAUAUCGAGAAUUCUUCCUUACUUUAUUUAUUAAACAACCGAUUUUCAGCUUGUUUUUAAUUUUGAGCAGACGCUUAUAGUUACAAUUUAUUUGGAGAGCAUGGUAUAAUUAGCAGUUAAUGAAUGAGGCUGAGUAGGAUAUGAAGAAUUAUGCAGAUCGAGGAGGGUGUUAUCCGCUGAGGUCGAAGGCCGAGGUGCAUAACACCCUCUGAGAUCUGCAUAAUUAUAUCCUACGAAAGCCAAAUUCAUUAUUAAUUAAUUGCUUUAUUAUUCAUUCAAGAUAAUUCCUAGGUUAAAUACAAGCUAAAACAUGCUUACCUUUGUCGAUGUUAUUAAAGUUCACCUCGAUAGUGCAUGUUUAGAAGAUAAAGGGCUGUACGUUCAGGUCUACAAAUAUACUCCAUAUAGCAGAUGUUGUCUGUCGAGUUGUCUUCUUGCUAUGUUUUUAAACAAUAGUUCGUCAUGAAACGAGUAAAAAUUAAUGUUCCGCCGACUGUUCGGCCAUUUUUCUUUUCACAACCAAAACAACUCAACCUUGUUCCUGGGUCUUCUCGGGUAAUGGUGCAUUAACCUGCAACUGUGCUGCACUUUUGACAUCAUCGGUUGAUUAAUCGCAAAAUUCUUCCAAAUUUGGUCAACAAUAGCUGGUUAUGGUGAAUUAUGCAUGUGCUUUUAGCCAAUCAGAAACGGAGAAAUAUUUUGAAGGAAUAAUAAUGGCUCAUACACCAUGAUGGCUAAACCAAUCAGAGCCCUAGAAUUGCAUUAUCCAAUGAUUCAGUUUUUAAUAAAGGCUGUUAUUGUGUUGUUGAAGUUGAAUGUAGUUGAUAUCAGGUUUAACUUCCAUUUGUAGGCAUGAUCUUAUAGGCAUCUUUUCAACCACCAUAAAUGAGCUGAAGUCAGUCUCUGGAAUUACAUAUGAGGUAAGUUUUACCAAUUUUUACACUGUAGCAGACCCCAAUAAGCACACAGCCUCAUAAAGCUAGAGAAUCAUAGCAUGUUUCAGCACAGGGUACCCAAAGUAGUUGAAUAUUUUAGUUUACUUACUCCAGUGCAACAAAACAUCUUAUUGCACUGGAAGAUCUAGAGCUUGAGGGAAGGGUGUCUUACUCGCCCCAACCUUUGCUCUUUUUGUCCUUCACUGUUUUCAUGAAUGGAGCAUUGAUAGAGAGGGGGCGGAGGGUUAAAUUGAUCGCAGUCGGGCAUAGCCAGCUUUUUGACUAGUUGUAGGCCUGGCUGACUUUGAUUUCCACAUAUCCUGAAAAUUGCACUCAUGACUAGUACGCACCAACCUCACCAACACUUUGAGCUCUUAUGCUUUUUAGCUCACCCCAACAGUGCAUAAUUUCUUACAAGCAGUAGACUGAUCAAACCAAAAAUUUGUAGUCCCGGGCCUGCAGGUCUAUGGGUUGGCUACACCCCUGGCACUGUCAGCCUCAGGUUUGUUAGUCUGGAGGUUCUUCAUGACAAGUAUUAACUUGCAGGUUAACUUGUAAAUGUAGCUUGUAGAUGUAACUAUGUACAGUCAUGCGGCAUUCUUCUUUUGAUAAUCUUAGGUCAUAAAUCCCAAGAAGAAAGCAAAGAAGAAAGGAUCGUACAAAAAUUCGGGCACGGUAAGUGCUUUGGACUUAAAAACUGCUUACUGAUGAGAGAAUAGUCUAGUUUCGAGUUUGGUAUGACCCACUGAAUUAAAGAAGCGAAGAAGCGAGUUUGGUAUGACCCACUGAAUUAAAGAAGCGAAGAAGCUUUUUUUACAGGCUUAGCCUCCAUUAGUCUCCCUCGCAGCCGUUGUUUGGAUGUCACGCAACGCUACUUCCAAAAAACGGCUUCGAGGGAGACUAAGCCUCCAUCUAAAGUAAUUAUUCACAAAUUCCAAUGAGAAAAAGACCUGUUUUUUACUCUUUGUAUUGUGUAUAUUCAAAUUUCGAACACUUAGUUGCCGGAAUUUCUGACUGUUUUACUUUACGUCAAGGCUAACCCUGUAUGAAUGUGUCGUUAAUGUUUGUAUUCAGCGGUAAUUUAUUAUUUGAAACUGGACUAUUGGUAAUAGAGAGUUUAAGCUUUACCUAUACGGCAAACGGCAAACGUCAGAUUCAAGUGAAGAAUUUCUCAAAAUAGAAAAUGAGCGGAUAAAAACAGCUCAAAAUAAUUCUUAUGGAUAGAAAAUUUUAUGACGCUACCAAUAUAUGCAUAGAAAUAAUGAACAGUAAAGAACAAGUAAAGGGGGGACUUGGUCACGUGGUACAAAUUCGCGUUUGCCGUCUGACGUAAACCUGAUACUCCAAUAAAAGUUUUUACUCCUAUAAACCCUAAGGAGCAAACUUUCAGAAAAUACUCAAUUUCUUAUCAUGAAAAUGCUGUUAAAAAAAUUGCACUUAGCAAUUUAAAUUACUGCCCAAAAUGGUUUUAUUUUGUUAGGAAAUCAGCUGGCAGAUAUUUGAACUAAAGUUAGUGUCUCCUGUUAAGGAAGGAGCAAAAAGGCAAAAAUUAAGAAUACAUGUACCUUUUUUAUGAUAGGAACAUUUGUAAUUAUAACAUGUCUGUUGUUUGGAGCUUACUCACAAACUCAAUUUCAUGAUCAGACUAGAAAAUGGUUAUAUGGUACAACUAAUGUCGCCGUCACCCUUUUUCCUGUUUUAACUUAGUAAGAAUCUGGUUUUUAAUCCUUUCCACAGAUUUCCCUGCUUCAGUGUAGGGUAGAGCAACAACCUUCUUUUUUGGAUUUCAUCAGAGGAGGGUAGGUACAUUAAUUUUUGUCGUGUACAUGUAUCUAAAUAGAUGGUGUAUUAUUUAUUUUCUAUAUCUAGCCGGAUUUUUGAUAACGUUACCGCCAAAUGGACCUUUUGGGUCCAACAGUUGUUCUCGGCCGAAAACUAUCCCCAAAGUAGCCAUUAUGAAAACUAAGAGUGCAGCCAUUGCUUUUUCUCUUCUCCUCGCUCUUUCUCUUUUUCCUUUCCUUUUCUUUCGUUACUAUGAUUUUGGAGCUUCUCGGGGUUAAGAAACCUGCCUUUUGACGCCUUUUCACUCAAAUGACCGCAAAUUUCGUUAGGUUGGUUUUCAAAAAAUCGGUUAGAUAUAGAUAUAGCUGAUUGUGCAUGGGAAUAUAGUCAUUGAUAGUUUUGUCUCAGUCUCAAGUUGGGGCUGACCUACCCCUUAGCAAGGAGUUACUGCACUUCCAUCCUGGUAAAAAUCACUGGAUAAUCUUGGGGAGGAAUUUUUAAAGCCUAAUAUUUUACACAGUUCAAAUUUAUGUAGGGAUUAUUCUGGUGGUGUAUGAUGGAAUUGGGAUGGGGGAGGGGGGAAGGGGGAAGAAUAAAUAAGACGUAAAUAACUUAGCCAACAAUAAACACAGUUUCUUUUAGCAGCACCUUUUCACAAGAUGCUGUGCAUCUAAAACACAGAGUAAAGCUCGUCUUUUUAUUUAUUAUUAAUUGUGUUUAAACGAUCAGAUGGCAUUUAUAUUUGAAGGUUUUGUUUCCUUUCAUGUUGCACAGAACUCAAAUAAACUUCACGGUAGCCAUUGAUUUCACUGCUUCAAAUGGUAAGAUAUCAUUGACGCUUAUUGUCAUUGUCUUUAAUGUGUGCACUGAGAAGGGUAAUUUACAGCACUGUUAAUUACCUUAUCCAUCUAAGGCCUCAAAGGCAACGAUUGACAAAGGUCUGCUGUUUGUUUUCAGGCGACCCGAGAAAUGCCAAUUCUCUGCAUUACAUAAACCCCUAUGAACAGAAUCAAUACGUGAAAGCUCUUACAGCUGUUGGCAGAAUUUGUCAAGAUUAUGAUACGUAAGUGCACUUUUAUAACUAUGGUUACAAGUACUCUUCCUACUACUGCUAGUGGCUAUAAGCGUUAAAACCUCAAGAUACUAUAGUACCGCGUAAAAGUUGCGCUAAACAAGUUUAUAAAAGCUGCCCUUCUUCCAUAGAGAUCAAACAGAUCAUUUGAAAACACAGUGGUUAAGAGCGAAGCAUAGCUCCCAGCCGUUUCAUGUCGCAGAGGAGACAAGAUGAUUCUUGUCUCUUACGUUUUAGUAAAAUCCAGCUAGUGGUCUAUUAUCAAUGCUGCAUUCUAAUUAGUUGAGCUACUACUAGGCUAUAUGUUAUAGCCCACUAGUAGCGAAUAGCGCCGAAUUUUUGGCGGCAAAAAAGAAUUAAAGUUUUGCUUUAAGUUGUUUUGUCUCGAUAUUUUUGACCAACUAGUUGGAUUUUUCUAAAACAAUUAUUCCUCUCGCCCUCAUGGUCUCUGAGUCAAUAGCUGUUGACUCAGAGCCCAUUCGAGCUCGAUGAAUAAUUGUUAAUUACAAUGUACGUUAGUUUGUUCUCAGGGCGAAAACAAACUAACCACACAACAGACAAGCCACCCGAACGACGUCGUAAACGCUAAAAGCCAUGCAAGAGAGAAACCUCUGCUCGCAGGGUACUUAACGUUUCUUCUCGUUUUUCAUUAUAAAUGGGACACUGGUUUUUACACCUAAAUUGAUAGACAGUAACGAACUUUCUCUAUCAUUGCUCUGUUUUACGCGUAUUUGAAGCUCCUUAAAGCGACACUGUAAGGAAAGAAGUCGAAACGGGGAUUUGAGGUCACAACUGGGAAUCGAACAUGGAACCCCGCACAGGGAAACCAAGAAGUCGACUCGCCGCUAACCAAUUCGCCACCAAGUAAUAGCGGAGCUCCUCGAGCGCGCUUCGAACAGAGCCCUGUAGCUAAGAAAAUUUGGUAAUCUAUCUAUGCGAGAAAAUUUGGUUAUGACGUUAGCGUACGACCUCCCGUUCGUACAGACGUUGGCGGAGGGCGAAGGGAGUCAGAAGUCAGCCUGUCGGGGAAGGAGUAUGUUAUAGCGGAGGUGAAAUUUUGCGUUUCAAGCGUCCCGCUCGUUUCGGCGGUAAUCACAUGGCCGCCCGGACUUUUAAAGAGAAAAAAAAAAUAACAGCAACAAAAACGAGUCUUUUUUUCCACCAAAUUUUAAUGUCUACAUUAACUUAGACAACGGGAAAAGAGUUAGAGCGAGAAAUAAAUAGCAACGAAGACCAAUUUCGUUGGAAGAAAAACAUGAAAAUAAUAUAACGGCGAUUAGAAAAUGAGAAAUGCUAGCAGCUACCAAAGUGAAAAUGAGCGGCAGUGAAAAAACGGAGUGAACAGGAACAUAAACAUUUCCUCUGUAAAACGUGUAAAUAGGAAUCACGUUUUAGUCGUGUAAAACAACGGCAAGGAAAUGUACAAAAAAGUGGGCUGUACGUGCAAAGUUGUGUUUUGCUAAUUAGAAAAAAGUGUGCUGCACUUGCAAAGUUGUUUUUUUUUUGCUAAUUAGAUCUCUUGUUGUUAUUUUUUUUUUACCCUUCUCGUUGUUUUCACCUAGUCUUUAGUGUUUCUCGAUUUUAUAUUUUCUUUGAGGAUUGAGGAAACUAUAAAUGUUAAAAAGAGCUUCGCUUUUACCCCUGGCUAAAUCUAUAUAUUAACUCUGUAAUAAUCGACGUGUUUACUCUCCUAGGAUUACUUACCUGGGAUUUUUAAGAUUUUAAGAGUGAGAAUCUUGACGAAGACCUAGGUAUUAAAGUAAUCCUAGGUUAGUAAACACGUCAAUUGGUGGAUGUAGCAGCUGCUCGGAAGAGAAGUCACCAAUGGUGCCUAACCCUGACCCCAAACAAUACUAAAACAAUAGAAAGAAUGACAUGUCAUUGUUUCCUUCGACCAAUUAGGAGAGACCUUACGAGCAGCUCAUUAGUGCAGUUAUAGAGAGGAGAAGUCGUUACGUCACGUUGCCAUGGUAGCAAAAUUUCUGGAUGACAACAAACCGAAAACGUCACUUAAAAGCUGAAUUUGCACUGUUUUCAACUUCAUCGAUUUCAUUCAAUUUCAUUUAAUUUGUCAAAUGUUGGCGAAAUUUUGAAUCCCAGAGGUCGGUAUCUAAGUUUAGAAAAAGGAAAAGAAAAUUUUGGUGUUGUGUUCGCUUACUUCAUAAAGCGGGCGCGUGAAGUUAGGAGGUUUUAUGUGGCAGUCGUGCAAAGACGGCUAAGGAAUGUACAAAAAAGCGUGAUGCACGUGCUAAGUUGUUGUUUUGCUAAUCUUUACCUAUUGCUUUUUUGCCAUUCUUGUUGCCGUCGACAUCGUCGUUGCUCAAGAGUCCCUUUUGUUGUCAUCCAAAAAUUUUGCCACCAUGGUAACGUUACGUCACACUUCUCUCUGUUACUUGGUGGCGAUUAGACUUCUUGGUGGCGAGUUGACUUCUUGUUGGCGAUUUCGUUGGUAGCGAGAUGACCGUAAACGCCGCACAGAAGGCCGUACGCUGACUGACUGUGGUGAUCCUUGCUCCUCAUACCCUUUCUUUGCGACAGUUUCAGUGGAGCUUAAUACUAUGCCAACACUGUUCUAAUUGUAGAGAUUGUAACGCUGUUUUGUUGCUUGUAGUGAUAAACUGUUCCCUGCUUUUGGAUUUGGUGCGCGUUUGCCUCCAGCUUGGCAAGUGUCUCAUGAGUUUCCCCUGGUGAGUACCAAGCUUUUUGGCCCUCGCGACAGGGGUUCGAAGGGGAAUUAGGCUCGAGAGAAACGCAAGGGGCGCUUGAGGAGGGAGGGAGGGAAACGCCUACAGGGAAGCCAUUGUGUUCCUCCCUCCACGCGCGCCCCUCGCGUUUCUGUCGCGCCCAAAAUCCCCUUUCCCUUUUCCUUCGAUCGCCUGCCACGCAGGCUACAAGCUUUUUAAAUUCCCCUGACAACUGUCUGGUCUUGUUGUUUUGUUGUAGCAACAAUCCUACAACAGUCAACAGUACUGCAGAAGAGCUUUCACUCGAACCAUGAGUGUCUAAGUCUUACUUAACCUUAUCCUUAUUUGUAGCUGAUAAAUCCAAAUUUUUUACAUGUACAUCACGCCCCAAGAGACAAGUUUUUUUUAGAUACAGUGUACUUUUCAUAGCCCCGGCACCAGAGGUUUUUUUUUCUCGCGUGCGGUUGGACGUUUCGUUGUCGACUGCGGGCCGACAGAUCUUCGGCCAAAGUCACGAGCAGCAUGGCUGGACCGAAACCGGAAACCGCGCAUGAAUAGUCUCUGGCACCCAAGUUACUCUUUUUUUGUGUUGUGUGCUGAAGAGGACUGUACUUUCUUCCCAAUACUCCUUUCUGUCUGUGUACUGUGCCACAAAACAGAAUUUUUGGAGAUGUCAAUGCUGCAGCUGCUCAACAGAUUUAAGGACACAACAGAACGUGUUUAACAAAAAAGUACACAAGCCUGCAAGAUGCCUCCAGUGGUCGUUUCGCCUCAUCGUGAAGUCGAUUCGCUGCAAAAGCAUUUUUCGUUUCACUGUAGUCUCGGACUUGAGAAAUUUGAUGUCGCACACUAAAAGUAAAAAAAAAACUAACGGUUCUUUUAAGAGCCACCACCUUUAAUAUCAAAGUUUUCUGUAUUUUUUUUUCUUAAAUUGAUGCGAAAAGUCUAUGCUGUGAAACGACUUCUAGCGAAAUGAUUUUGGGGAAAAAUACGGAUAAGCAUAAAAAGCAAUUAUUGUUUCGAUUGUUGUUUGUUUUCAGAAUGGAAAUCCUCAAAACCCCAUGUGUGAAGGAAUUGAUGGAGUGAUGGCAGCUUAUUAUCACAGCAUUCAGAGGGUGCAGCUAUACGGUAACGUCUAUGUCGUAACUUGAUUGUUCUGUAAAUAUUCUUGUUUUCAAGGCUAAUGGGGGUAAUACAGCAGCAAAGCCUAUCACUAGAGCCUUAGAAUAUUAAAAACCCAACAACAAUCUCUCCCCUCACGCAGACGUUCUUAUAGUCAGGCAGACAUCUUGGUAUUGAGCGUUGACACUAACUUUACAUCUGUAUUCGUGGAGUAGAAGAGAUCGUUAUUUUUACAAUAAAAUUUUAGACUUCAUUCCAUAGCUUUGACGUUGCUUCCCUUAUAAUUUAACUGCAGGUCCUACCAACUUCGCACCAAUAAUAAAUCAAAUAUCAAGGUAAGAGAGCGUUGUAGUUGUUUGAAGCUUAGAUCAAUGUCGAUGUGAAAAUUAGUAUUAGCAGUUAUGAACAGCACCCAGCUGUUGAGUGAUAAUGAGCAGCAGUCAUUUGUGCUCGAGAUAGUGAGAUUGGUGUUAGUAUAGGUAAUAGCAUGAUUUGUAGUGAUAUUUGGCAUAAAUACCACGAGUGAUAUUUGGAAAUUGUUAUACGUAAUUUCACGAGCCGGUAGGCGAGCGAAAUUUGAGACAAUUUUGAAAUAUCACGAGUGGUAUUUAUGCCAAAUAUCACGUACAAAUCUUGCUAUUAUUUGUUUAUACUACUAUAUCACAUGAAGGUCUUUCAAAUUAAGCUGAAAUACCACUGCUCUGAGCCAAUCAAAUUGUAGAAAUUUCUCAUGUAGUAGUAUAAACUCUGUAACACCAAUCUCACUAUCUCGAGCACAAAUGGUUGCUGCUCAUUAUCACUCAACAGCUGGUUGCUGUUCAUAACUGCAGUUGGCAUGAUUUCCAAACAGCAUCUGCCCUAAUUCUCCCAUGCUGCUUUGCGCGCGGCGCAAAGGCGCAUGGAUUUUGCUCUGCUGUUGAUCUUCAUUUGAACAACUGUUAAUUCUCGUGUCUUGAGGCUUUAAGUGAUAGUUUUCCCAUCAUUUUUGUUUAUUUUUCUCUAUUGAAAAAGACGAGCGUGUUAAGUGUAAACGUAAACCUUUUCUUUUUUUUUUUCCAUCUUUUAGAAUUGCAAGUUCAUCGCACAGACAGAGCCCUGGAGAUGAGUACGUAACACAACCAAUCUUUCAAUUGUUAAAUGAGAAUGGAGCCCUUUAGUUGGUCCGAGUUGUUCAAAGGCCGCUUUACGGCAACAACAACAACAGUUUAUUCAAUUAUCAAAUGAUUUAAGUCUAUGUUACCCACAAGUUGCCGAGCUAUUUUAGGUGGGCAACAAUACAAUAAUUGUCUCACAGCGCAUAUUCAACUAUUGGUUGUCAUGACAACCAUCUCUGGAUUUGCGCUAUAGUCUUUCGAGCAACUGAGAUAUAACGAAGGCCGUAGCCACUUCUUGUUCAAUUCCCACUGCAGUAUAAUUAAACAGUUUUGUCCCUUGCACCAGACCAGCCCAUUAAAGUCCACCAGUACAUAAAGUGGAAUAGCAUUGUCUAGUCGAAAGGACCGGCUUUUUUCUUGGAAAAUCAACACAGAUAGAAACGUAGUGUUUAUGUUUCGACCAAAAUUUCGGUUUCGUCCGAUUCUGCUGGCCUGAGAACAAGAAAAUCUUAAAAUGGAACCGUACGUUUCAGUCCGACCGCACAGAUUGUAAUAGAGGAUGACGUUAUGAAAGGAAUACAGUGGUCGAUCGAUUUGUGGUCGUCUGCCGGAAGCGCUGGUAUAACGGAAAGCACCCGACGUUAGUUUCUUGGAAGUAAUUAAACCAUUCGGGUUUGACUGAAUGGUUGCAAGAGGUAGUUAGUGCACUGGCUUGUUAGUUAUAAGUAAAGUCAGUUUAAUUUUUGUUUUUUAGCUUCUCUCUGCCUUUUCGUCUCGUGCUACUUUACGUUCUCAAUUCUUAAUUUUUCUCUUUAGAUAUUUUGUGCUUCUGAUGUUAACUGAUGGAAUCAUCUCCGACAUGGCACAAACAAAGGAGGCUAUUGUUAAUGUAAGUAACUGUUGCAUACACAGCAGCCACUCUAAGGGAAGGUAUUUUGAGUAUUAAUUUAGGGGUCCGACUUAGAGGUAGACCUUUUAAGCCAAUGCCGCACGGCUUACACUUACUCAUCAGCAAUUUUAUCAGCCACAAUCGUGAGUUACAUAGAUAGAAAAAUAAAGACCAUCCCUUCCUCUCCCUCCCCUCCCUGCUCACACAUAUUAGCGAACUUAAUCAAACACGUUUUUGAGCUGCCCACGUCAACCGAAAGUGUAUUUUUGUCAUUCUUGAACGGUAGAAAGAGACUAAGAAAUGCAAAUUUGGUAGCGUCAAUUUAACGAAUAAGACCUCACUUCCGGUUGACGUGCGUUGCUCAAUGCGCGUUUUUUUGGCCUUCGUGUAGUUUCGUCCUUGAGUUUUGGGGUGUGGGGGCGGGGGGGCAGUAGGGUCUGUUUUUACCAUUUUAUUUUGUCCAAGCUUGUAGCUGCUCCUGAGCAAACAGUGAAUAGUUCCCUUUUUCCCAUUUUGGACGAUUCAACAUGUGAGCGAAAGUAAGGCUGUAUUCCGAUCCACUUGUUUAACGACGGCGAGAGUUGAAUUCGUUGUUUGUUUGUCACUCUUUGUUAAACAGCCAAUGUUGGACUAUAUUGAACUCUGCAUUGUUCACCUUAGAAGUAUAAUUGGAGCCUUGUAUGCCCUUAAAAUGUGACAGGACACUUAACUUUGACCCACCCUUUAGUCCCACGCAAACGUCGCGCGUCGAUCGUGAGGACUGUGUGACAAGCCAAACGUAGCCUAACUUAGCUUCCUACACAGGAGUCCGACUUCUUUUGAGAAGGAUAGAGUAAGGAGCCAAAUUAACGCCUGCGUAAAAGGAUAACAAUAAGCACAACUUUGAAGCCAUUUGCAGACAAUAAUUGUUUUUUUAUUUUGAUUUUAGGCAGCUUCUCUUCCCGUUUCUAUUAUUAUUGUGGGUGUUGGACCGGCUGAAUUUGAUGGUAAGUAUUUAAUAACUUUGUUUCGGAAAAGGCUCCAUUAGAGCUGAUUUAAAUUGUCUCAUUGAAGGGGUGGGGGAAGAGAGAAAGCCAAAACCAGCAGCUGUAUAUAAGAACAUAUAAUUGAAUCAAGACUGCAGACUUUCAGGAACUAAAAAAUAUAAGGAUAGACAUUUACUCUCAUCUCUAACAUGGCGCCGGCGUUUGGACUAAGAUCCAUGAUCGGGUUUCUUUUUCACUCACAGGCUUCCAUGCUCAUCGUUAAUCCUUCAAUGAAAAUUUGCCUACGAAAUGUCGCAAUUAAAAAGCAUAUAUGUGCUUACCUUCUUCCUUACCCUAGGGUAAGAAGAACUCGGAAUCGCUCUCGUCCACUUCCGGAAAGAUGGCCACUAUGACCUGAAAUGAUCCGAGGAUCUUUUGGAUCAGCAAACAGUAGACCGCAAAAAUUUGUAAGAUUUCGGAAAUGUGUCCAGUAAUUGCCUCUUAACACUUUAAACAGCUAGAGUACCAAAGAACAGAGCUUAUCAAAGAAGGAUGGAUGGAUAAAAAUGAGGGAUAUGAGCGACGGACGUCAACCGGAAGUGGACUUUUUGCAAGGUAAAUCGUCUUUAAAAACGAUAGCGUCAAGGCAUAUAAAGGGGAAAACUCGCUCAAAAACAAUCCAUAACGCCGGUGGCGUUUGAAAAAUGUAGGCUAAACCUUUCAAAAGCGUUGACGCCUUAAUGAGCAUGCGCGAUUUAUAAGCGAAAGCAUGAUUUGUAUGCUGUUGCUUUGUUCUUGAUUUCAUAUUGAGAGAAUAGCUUUGAUUUAUAGCUAUAACAUCCGCUUCUGUCUUUACUUCCUCUGUGUUAGUUUUUACUGGGGCGUAACGGGAGGAGGUUAGAUAGCAGCUGAAACAGUAAGGAAAUUGAAAGGAAAUCUUUCUUCAGUUGCGCACCAAUUCUGGCGAGAUUCCGUUUACAAUUCCGUUACUUAUGAGUAUACGUCACUUACACUACCACCAGGGAUCGCACGCGUUGUGAAUGUCCUUGAAUUUUGAAUUUAAAGUUCAAAGCCUUACAUGUAAAAGUCCUUGAAGUUAGCAGUUUAACUGAAACGUCCAUUGAAAUUUGUUGCUCUUUUCAACCAAAUCGGAACCCCAAGAGGCUAAUGAGACAAUUACAAAAUGUUAUUGGCAGAUCAGAAGCAACACAAAUGAGUAUUACUGUCUUGAUUAUAAGUGGCAUGGAGUCCUUAAAAAUGAGAAUUACCCACUUAAAAGGCAUGAAUGAAAGAGUUCUUGUUUAAAAAAGCGUACGAACCUUGCCCAACGUAACGCCUCUUCAGUGUCCAGCCUCGUAUAUCAUACGGCCUCCGUAACUGGCGUUCUGGUGAUGCGUGAAUGAUUCAAAGCCUUCAUUUGUGCCACACAUGACUAGCUUUUGUGAAAAAUUGAAUUAUGAUAUUAUUUCCUUUUUUUGCAUCUUAUAGCUAUGGAGGAACUUGAUGGAGACACAGUUCGCCUGUCAUCGCGUGGAAGAUACGCGGAAAGAGACAUAGUACAGGUGAGGUAUUUCACUAUUUGUGUGUGUGUUCUAUUUAAAAAACGAUGCUUAAGUCGCAUCCUUAGAAUGCAAUGUGUAUUUGUUGUAUUUAAGACAAACUGAAAGACAAAAAAAACAAAGAUAAUUUUUGAGGUAUUUUUCUCUCUUUCAAAACUGUUUCCGUUUACCUCGAGUCUUCUCUAAACUCAAAAGUAUCAAUCUGUUCAUCAAAAUCUUUUAAAUAAGGCACCUGUGUAAUUUUCGUAGUAGUUCUGGCAUUGUUUAAAUUUCCAGCUUUAUUUUUAAAAACCCACAGGGUAAUUAAUUUGAAGAUGUUAUUACAUUGUGUGGGGUUAUUGCAAGUGUUUUAUUCCGCACUUGUUUUCGCUGGGAUAUCUUAAAGACCUUUGUCCGAGUCAAAUUCAAAGUAUUUUUGUGAACUCUUCAGCAGUGACAUUGAUUCCCUAGCUUUGCUUCACUGAGUAGGGAAAAUUCAGCCUUAGACUCUGUGCCUUUUACACAGUGAAUUUCUUUCCACUUAAUUUCAGUUCGUUCCAUUCCGAGAUUUCCAAACCCAAGGUGCAUUAGCUGGCGAUUUACUCACAAAAGAAGUAUUGGCUGAGGUUCCAGAUCAGCUUCUGUCGUACAUGAAAUCAAAUGCUAUCAAACCAAAGCCUCCUCAACCACUUUCAGUUGAAACCAUCAUGCCGAUUGUGCCUCCUUCAGCCAAUCAAAAUGCUCCAUUCGCAACACUUCCCGGUCCACAAUACCCUGUCAAUCCGACUGCACCUCCUUAUCCAACCAAUCAAAACAUUCCUUACUUAGCCAAUCAGAGGGCUCCUUAUCCAACCAAUUAGUAAGCAGCAGGUAGUUAGUCAGUUCUUAGCGGAGCUCCACGCGUUCGCUAAGCGUGCGCAAGUGGACCCAUCAACUCAGACAAUUUGGCUGUCUAUCCAUACGGUCACGUGACCGUACGUCCUUUCGUCCGCACCACAGGGAAACCAAUAUGCAAUGUCGCACAUUAUUUCUAGAGUGGGAGCGUGCAACCUGAUGUUGCACAUUCAUAUUACUGUCAAUUACAGGGUAUCCGCUAACCAAUAUCACAUGACUAUAUCGCGGCUCAGGUGACGACCCAUCGAGGUUACUUGUUUUUUUGAAGUUCUCCACUGAAAAGUUUAUUGUUUGAAAUAACUUAUAAAUUCAUAUACGGGAGCUUCGCUUUUAGCCUCGGCUAAAUGUAUAUAUUAAUAUGUCCUUAUAAAUCAUAGUUUGUGCCCUUCCGAGAUUACAUUGGACAAGCUGGGAAUGUCAUAAGCGGAGCUCGAUUGGCAAAAGAUGUGCUGGAAGAACUCCCAGAUCAAUUUCUUGAUUACAUGAAAAAACGAAACAUCAAACCCAGGCCUCCUCGAUACAACUUCUCACAUAUGGCCACUAUUUAAGGGACCAUUCACAAUCUCGUUGCCAGAGUCCGCGUUUCCCUAGACCAGCGGCGUCUAGUACUGAGUAGUAAUUUCUGCGUAAAACGACUAUCCUGGGAUGCGCAGUAACAAGAGCUCUUACGCUUGUACGAAUUUGUUCCCCCAAUGUAACUUACAGAAAAGAGAAUAUUCUAAGUAUAGAAUAUCGAUAAUGUAACCAUAAUGCGAAGUAUUGCUUGCAAAGCAUUUUCGUUAGAAUAUUGUAAGAAUAUUUAUAUUAGUCUGGGAAACGGUCCGCGAAUGGAGAAUAGAAAAUACUUAAAUAAAAAUGACCGAGACCAUUGUUUUCACUGAAACAGCUGGACGCACAACCUGGUUGAGGUCAUUGUUGUCUAAGACAUUAAAUUUCUAACAUGACUCCGAGGCUUUAGAGACAAAAGUGCAAAUUUUUUCAAGACUCCAUUGUCUCGCAAUUCCAAGAAGAGACUUGGACACAAUGAAAACCAAAGCGAAUAUAGAAAAAUGACUAGAAAGCCCUGGAGUCAAGUUAGAAUUUUGAUAUAUCGAACGUGGGCUAUUAGCGCAUGCUGAAAGGCCGAGUGUGACCUGGGGAAAACAGACUAUUUCUAUCAACAUAAUAUUAUAUACCAAUAUGUAGGAACAAAUUCUAGGUUUUAACAUUUCCAGUGAGUGGAUUUGAUCAGUUUUAAGUCACCCUUGGGUUAAACGUUUACUCAAUAGUCUGUUCCAAGCUGGUGCUGACAAAACGUUUGUCAUCGGUACACGUGAGUUUCAUUUAAAACAGACUGUUGAUUACCAAUAAGGUAUAAGAGGUGCAUUUCUUUACCACAAACUAUGUGUUGAAGAACAAGCCUUCUGAUAUUCAGAAUUAUUUGUAAUGAAUUCCUAGGUGAAUUUUGCGUGAUAGCCUCGCAACAUUGUGAGGUUCUCUUGUGUUUUUUUUAAAGUGAGCUUAGUUAUAAACAGAUGGUGAAUUCCUAGAGUAGUAUUACUCUUACCUUAAAGAAGCAUAUUGCUUAAGGAAUGUAGCAAGUUCUCUGUGUUGUGUAAGACAGAUUUCCAACAGAUUAAGUGUAUGUAGUAAAGAAUGUUGGUUCAUCGUCACUGAUAUGAAGACAAUUUUUUGUGUAUAAUCGGAAACUGUAAGAACUGUACUCUCGAGGCUUGUACAUCUUGAAACCUUGACAGUUCUUUUUUUACCAAAUAUUACUCGGGAAAGUGGGAGUCACUGGACCUCAAGAUCCGAGAGCGCGACGGCGGCAACUGCCCACCUACCCCUCCCCUAAGCUAACAUUAACACUUCUUUCUCACUUAGGGCAAAAUGAUGUCUUAGGGGAGGGCUAGGUGGGCAGUUUCCCAGAAACCUAAAUUAAAUUUAUCCAAUACAUUAUCUACAUUUUUCCUUAAAAUUAAUGACAAUGUAAAGUAAUUUCUGUAAAUUUCCUUUUGGGUGUACAGCUCAUUUUAAAAACUGUAUUUAAAGAAAAAAAUAAAUCGUGC